This is a messenger RNA of Euleptes europaea (tarantolino), 1996 nucleotides long. RefSeq names its product proprotein convertase subtilisin/kexin type 2 (gene PCSK2). The record is from RefSeq and is a predicted model, not a curated record. Gene Ontology annotation, biological process: protein processing. The transcript has 12 exons. Gene Ontology annotation, cellular component: Golgi membrane; trans-Golgi network. NCBI's taxonomy places the organism in Eukaryota, Metazoa, Chordata, Lepidosauria, Squamata, Sphaerodactylidae. Gene Ontology annotation, molecular function: serine-type endopeptidase activity. The coding region runs from base 1 to 1923 and encodes 640 amino acids.
AUGAAGGCAGACCCCGCACCAGCCGGGCAGAGCGCCGGCCUCUUCUUCCUGGGGCUGCUCUGCUUCGCCUCGGCGUCGGAAAGGGCCGUUUACACGAACCAUUUCCUGGUGGAGGUGCGCCCAGGGGCAGGGGCAGAGGCGUCGCGGCUGGCCGCGGAGUAUGGCUUCAGCGGGGUCAGGAAGCUUCCUUUUGUCGAAGAUGGGUACCACUUUUAUCACAACGGCUUGCCCAAGAUUCGGAGACGACGCAGUCUUAAGCAUCAGCUUCGCUUAGAAAAAGAUCCUCGGGUAAAGAAGGCAGUGCAGCAAGAAGGUUUCGGGAGGAGGAAGCGGGGGUACCGAGACAUCAAUGAAAUUGACAUCAACAUGAACGACCCUUUGUUUACAAAGCAGUGGUACUUGAUCAACACUGGGCAAGCAGAUGGGACUCCGGGACUCGACCUCAAUGUGGCUCAAGCCUGGGAGAUGGGCUACACGGGGAAAGGGGUGACGAUUGGAAUUAUGGACGACGGGAUUGAUUAUCUUCAUCCAGAUCUGGCCACAAACUAUAAUGCCCAAGCCAGCUACGAUUUCAGCAGCAACGACCCCUAUCCAUACCCCCGCUAUACCGAUGACUGGUUUAACAGCCAUGGGACCCGGUGCGCUGGAGAAGUCUCCGCUGCAGCUGACAACAACAUCUGUGGAGUCGGAGUGGCAUAUAAUUCAAAGGUGGCAGGUAUCCGAAUGCUGGACCAGCCAUUUAUGACUGACAUCAUUGAAGCUUCUUCGAUCAGUCACAUGCCCCAAGUGAUAGAUAUUUACAGCGCCAGCUGGGGCCCGACCGAUAAUGGUAAGACCGUGGAUGGACCAAGAGAACUCACCUUACAAGCCAUGGCAGAUGGGGUCAAUAAGGGCCGUGGCGGGAAGGGAAGCAUCUACGUGUGGGCCUCUGGAGAUGGCGGAAGUUACGACGACUGCAAUUGUGAUGGCUACGCAUCCAGCAUGUGGACCAUUUCCAUCAACUCAGCGAUCAACGAUGGCCGGACAGCUUUAUACGAUGAAAGCUGCUCCUCUACUUUGGCCUCCACUUUUAGCAAUGGGAGAAAGAGAAAUCCUGAAGCUGGUGUGGCGACGACAGAUUUAUACGGCAACUGUACACUUCGCCACUCUGGAACAUCAGCAGCGGCACCCGAGGCAGCGGGAGUGUUUGCACUCGCGCUGGAGGCAAACGUGGACCUGACCUGGAGGGACAUGCAGCAUCUUACGGUCCUCACAUCCAAGAGGAAUCAGCUCCAUGACGAAGUUCACCAGUGGAGAAGAAACGGGGUUGGUCUGGAGUUCAACCACUUGUUUGGCUAUGGAGUUCUUGACGCUGGGGCCAUGGUCAAGAUGGCCAAAGACUGGAAAACUGUCCCGGAGAGGUUUCACUGUGUUGGUGGCUCAAUACAAGAGCCUCGGAAAAUACCGUCCAGUGGCAAGUUGGUCCUGACGCUUACAACUGAUGCUUGCGAAGGGAAGGAGAACUUUGUCCGUUAUCUGGAACACGUUCAGGCAGUUAUCACAGUGAACUCCACCAGGAGGGGGGAUCUGAACGUCAACAUGACGUCGCCAAUGGGAACUAAAUCUAUUUUGCUGAGUCGACGCCCGAGAGAUGACGACUCCAAAGUGGGCUUUGACAAAUGGCCUUUCAUGACGACACAUUCUUGGGGAGAAGACCCCAGAGGUACUUGGGUUCUAGAAGUUGGGUUUGUUGGUAUCAUGCCUCAGAGAGGAGUCCUGAAAGAAUGGACAUUAAUGCUACACGGAACUCAAAGUGCACCCUAUAUAGACCAAAUAGUGAAGGAUUACCAGUCUAAAUUGGCCAUGUCCAAGAAGGAGGAGUUGGAAGAAGAAUUAGAUGAAGCCGUGGAGAGAAGUUUGAAAAGUAUAUUGAGCAAGAACUAGCAUUGCUUUGCAUGUCAUCCCCCUUUCUCUUUUUCCUUUCUUAAACCUCUCUGUUGAGCACACGCCACUAAUU